Parnassius apollo (apollo) is the source of this 216-nucleotide messenger RNA. The record is from the annotation of a GenBank genome assembly. Lineage: Eukaryota; Metazoa; Arthropoda; Insecta; Lepidoptera; Papilionidae.
AUGAAAACGUUACAAUCGCCAAGGACUCCAACCUCACAGAUGCCGCCUACUCAAGAAAAAAAUAACCGUCGUCGUUCAGUACCUAAUACAGCCGAGCAGCAAAUCGCAACAGCAUUCGGUCAAUUGACUAAUGUUUUAGGACAACGUCAAUCACAUAAUCCAAUUAAAGAAGAUGAUGACUGCGAUCUCUACGCCAAGCUUUUGGCUAAAAACUGA